Porites evermanni is the source of this 1880-nucleotide messenger RNA. NCBI's taxonomy places the organism in Eukaryota, Metazoa, Cnidaria, Anthozoa, Scleractinia, Poritidae. The record is from the annotation of a GenBank genome assembly.
AUGAAACUUCUGGUUAUCUUGGCCUUUGUGCUUUGCAUUUCUGUCGGUAAGCUUUCUUCCAAUUCUAUUGUUUUAAAGUUUAUCGCAUGGACAGAAAUCAGCUGCUAGAGGUUCAAACAUGAUAUAUAGACAACCUUCUAUCGCCAGUAAAUUAGUAGAUUCAUUCCAAAGCUAUAACCUCAUCCUGUUAUAUCUCCGUUAGUACAAUGGCGCCAAACUCCUUUUAUGAGCAGUAGGUGUCUUCUGAUUCAUGUAAUUUUUAGCUCAUGGAUGACGUAGUCAUGCCAUGGGCUUUUGGAGGCACUCGAAUGGCACUCGAUCACUCACUCAAACACUCAUAAUAUCAUCCGCAAGAAAUGGACUUAGAAUUGUUAAAAGGACAUUGAAAUAAUUGAGCGUGGAUCAUUGUUGUAUAUUUGGACGAAUUGUGCACAUUUGUUCCCGAUAUUGUACUUGAUAUGGAGAAGAUGCGAUCAACAGGAGCGUGAAAGAGCUAUUGCAGCCUGACGAUGGGAUUUCGUUCAGCGAAAAGCGAAUAAACCAAAGAGCCUUAUAAUCGCUGCAAAAAAACUUUCCUCGAAUUGUUAAAGCGACAUUGAGGAGUAUCUAUUGAGGUUUAUUCAGUUAUUUGGACGAAUCCGUUCGACCAUUUGUCUUCGUAUGCAAACAGGGAAUGAAUUAAUGUUGUGUCAACUAGAAGCACAGGUUUUAGAACCAACAAGCGUUACGCUUUUUUGCUUGAAUUCUUAGGUUAUCUUUGCCUUAAAGUAGGCUUUUGUUUGUCGGUGAUUCCAUUUAGCAGUGCUAUUAAUGUAAUUUAUACAAGAAAUGUUGCGCUGGUAUAAACAAGUCUCUGGCGAAAGGCAAUCCGAACGUAAUCGGAUACUUCGACUGCGUUUAAAUUACUUGGCUGGGUCAGAGCACGUACUGCUUUGAGCUUAAUCCGUUUUACAUAUAUUAAAAUAAUUUUUAGCUCGUGUUUAUCAAAAGCGCGUUCUAAAGCAGUUCAAUUUAGCCAUAAACGCCAGUAUUCUGUAUUUAAUAUAGCUCGUACUGCAUAUACUAACCGUUACGUACUCAUCAUAUGGAAACAUUUAUUUGAAAGCAUCGCACUUUUAAAACCACGGAUUAAAAUAAAACUCAUGUAUUUAAAACUUGGCUAUUUUACAAGAAAGUGUACUGUCGUUCGGAAAGUGUUUGACAGUCACAUGAGAAAGCAAACUAUUUUACAACUAAAAAGCGUUAAUAAUUGCUUUUAAAAGUGAUCUUUGCUUUGUAAGUAGAAAUGCUGCGCUGAUAAAAAAUUUCUAGAAUAUUCAGGUACACAUGCAAUCGGAUACUUCAAGUCACGCUGUAUUUUGGCAAGUCCGUACACAAUGAACCGUUCAAAAAGAUUGAUAUGUUUUUCUUUGAUUAUUGAACUGUCUUUUCUACCCUAAUUCAAUUCAUCCAUGAGCUCGCUCCUAGGAGCCUUUGAUUAGUGAAAGCAAAGACCCUAUGAGAAAAGAUCACCUUUUAAAAGAUUACAAUUUCUCGCAGUUGCUGGACUCAAGUGCUACAUAUGUUCUAGCGGUGAAAGCAAGGAAGCCUGCAGCAAGAGUCAAACCGAGACGGAUUGCGGAGCAGCCAACGAUCGCUGCGCUACUAGGGGUACGGUUUUCACAGUUGGUCUAUCGACAACGAAAUUGUUCACAAAAAUUUGUGCUACCAAAAAUCAAUGCGACAACUUUGACACCACGUUGUUGAAGGCUUGCAAGGAAGCAAAAGGUAAAACUUGCGAAGCUAACUGCUGCGAGAAAGACCUGUGCAACAAUGGGGCAGCGCCCAUGAUCAGCAUUCUCCUGAUGGUGGUUUGUACCGUGGUGGGAUUUUUCCGAUAA